AGCGUCUCAGCCCUUAGCGCGGGCUGCGGGGUUUCUGCAAGUCAUCUGAGGCAGCGUCCCCCGCAGCGCGUUCCCCGCUCUCCCUUGGCCCCGCUCUCAAGGAACCCGAUCGGAUUUAUUUGGGAUUUUUGUGCUUUUUUUCCCCCCCUCUCCCCCUUCGUGCUGUGUGUGUUGUUUUCUCAUCACCUGCCACGGUUAACUUUUUUCGUGACUCGGUUUAACUCUCGAGAUCUACGUGAAUGUUGUUAAGAGCACUUUUCUUGCCUUUGCUGUCCCUUGCUGGGAUCGGAUCCGAUACUAUCUGGACUCUAUGUGCCUGUAUGUGUGCUCUGAGUGUCUUGAAAUCUUGCUUUCCUUUACAAGAGCUAUGCAUUAUUUGUAACCAAGGUAAGAGCUGAUGUUCUCACUGUCUCAUCUGCAUGUUUAAAUUAGAUGUUUGUUUGAAGACAAACUGUGCGUAUUCUUUAAACUGCAGGAUCACUCCGAGUCUUUCCAUUGAUUAGUAUUUCUGAAAGAGAAGGGGAACUUGGAAAAAUUAGAUAUAUUUAGCAGGAAGGCUACCAGCUUCCUCGAAUGAGUUGUUUUUCUCUAUUGCAAUUGCUGGCAUGCUUAAGAGGUUAAUUUGAAUCUUAUUUUGUUUUCCCUUUUAGAAGACCAGUGAAUUACCAUAGGCUGGGCUUGACCUUGAUUUUGAUGGCUUUGCUGGAAGAUCUGAUGAUGUGAUUGUGUUUCAUGAAGGGAUUUCUCUCCAGCCCCAAUGGCUUAGGAUAUAAGACACUUCUACCACACCAUUACUUAUGGACAAUUCAAAUAUUUUUUUGGGCAUACCUUUUGGGUUUUUUUUUCUCUUUCCUCACUUCCCCUUCCCCCUCAUUUCUCCUUAGUACUGGGAGCCUUAUUCUAGACUUUGAUGUGACUGACCAUCCUCCUGCUCCGUGCUGCUGUUUUCUUUCUUAAAGUACAAUGGCACUAAGUGGCAACUGCAGGACUUACCUCCCUGCCCGGGAGCAGGGCUCUGGGCUGCAAUCCUUCCCGGAGGUUGUGGAGCUAAAUGUGGGUGGCCAGGUUUACUUCACUCGCCACUCCACCUUGGUUGGCACCCCUCACUCCUUGCUGUGGAAAAUGUUCACCCCAAAAAGAGACACAGCCAACGAUCUGGCCAAGGACUCCAAGGGAAGAUUCUUCAUUGACAGAGAUGGUUUCCUUUUUCGCUAUAUUCUGGACUAUCUCAGGGACAAGCAAGUGGUUCUGCCUGACCACUUCCCUGAAAAGGGAAGGCUCAAGAGGGAGGCCGAGUACUUCCAGCUCCCAGACUUGGUCAAACUCCUGACUCCUGAUGACAGCAAGCAAAGCCCCGAUGACUAUUGCCACAGUGACUACGAAGAGGUCUCCCAAGGCAGUGACACGAGAAUAUGCCCCCCUCCAUCUCUCUUGCCAUCAGAUCGGAAGUGGGGAUUCAUUACCAUUGGGUACCGCGGGUCAUGCACUAUUGGCAGGGAGAGCCAAGCAGAUGCCAAAUUCAGGAGGGUCCCAAGGAUUUUGGUUUGUGGAAGGAUCGCUUUGGUCAAAGAGGUCUUUGGAGAAAGUUUGAAUGAAAGCAGAGAUCCAGACAGAGCUCCAGAAAGGUACACCUCCAGGUUUUAUCUCAAGUUCAAGCAUCUGGAGAGGGCUUUUGACAUGUUAUCUGAGUGUGGAUUCCACAUGGUGGCCUGCAACUCCUCUGUGACGGCGUCCUUUGUCAAUCAGUACACUGAUGACAAGGUCUGGUCCAGCUACACUGAAUAUGUCUUCUACCGUGAGCCGUCCCGCUGGGCCUCGUCUCACUGCGACUGCUGCUGCAAGAAUGGCAAAGGCGAGAAGGAGGGUGAGAGCGGCACAUCCUGCAACGAGCUGUCGACGUCCAGCUGUGACAGCCAGUCGGAGGGCAGCUCCCCACAGGAAACCGUCAUCUGCGGCCCCGUCACGCGACAGCCCAACAUCCAGACACUGGACCGCCCGGCCAAGAAGGGCCCCGUGCUGCUGCUGCAGCACUCUGAGAGCCGGCGCAAGAGCGACCUGCUGCGGACGCUCACCUCGGGCUCCCGUGAGUCCACCGCCGGCAAGAAGAAGGCAGUGAAGGAGAAGCUCUCCAUCGAGGAGGAGCUGGAGAAGUGCAUCCAGGAUUUCCUCAAGAUCAAAAUCCCAGACAGGUUUCCAGAAAGAAAGCAUCCCUGGCAGUCGGAACUGCUGCGGAAGUACCACCUAUAGGUGGGAUGAUUCCCGUUGCUGUUACAGUGGGAUCCGCAGUGAUACGGAAAUAAUUCCCGAUAGUAAUUAUGUGUUAGGUCACAAAAAAACAAUCCAUCUCUAUAGAACUGCCUAAUUUGCCUAUCUCACCUUAAUCAUUUAUAGUCGUAGGGUAAUGAUAUUUUUCCAGUUGUGGAAGCACAAUGACAAAUGUUUUUCUUUGUCAACUCUGAGUCUUACACAAGCAGAGUACCUUAAGGGCACGCAGGGCCGGCAGUGCACCCUGCUUUGCUCUCUGGGGGUGUGCAGCUCCGUGCCUGGGGGCAGCAGGGCUUUUGGGAGCACUGUGCCAGGACAGCAUUGCCUUCAGCGCCUGGGUGUGGGUGUGCAUAGAUAUAUAUGUGUGUAUAUACAUCUCCGUGUGUAUAUAUGUGUAUAUAUAUCAGAAUACAUUGCUGGCAGAUUGGCUCCCUCCUGAUCACUGCAGUUUCUCAGGAAAGAGCACUGUCAGCUGCAGUGGAUGGUCGGCUCUUUGCAGUCUCUGAGGGCUGCAGCAGAACCCCCUGGCUCUGUCUCUUUCUCCCUUCCCCUUUCUGAGGCACCAUGAAUGCAUUUCCCCGCAGACAGGGACAGGGCUCUCUGUAGCUGUGUUCCAUGUGGUUCUGGUGCUGUCUCUCCAUUGUCCCUCGCCCCUGCUGUGCCCCCAGGCUGUGUGGGGGCCAUGGGCUCAGCCCAUGCUGGUGGCGGGGCAGGCACAGCAGGCUCCCAUCUGGUAUGGAAGCAAAUGCUGGAGAUGAUCGGCCUAAUGAGACGGGCUUAAUGCUCUGACUGGAAGGGAAUGGGUCUCUGGGUCAGCAGCUGUGUGCAUUCCAGAGAACUGGAAAUGAACUGCAUGGAGUGUCCUAGGGGCUG
Messenger RNA from Lagopus leucura (white-tailed ptarmigan), 3138 nucleotides. It is a transcript of the gene KCTD16, whose product is annotated as potassium channel tetramerization domain containing 16. Lineage: Eukaryota; Metazoa; Chordata; Aves; Galliformes; Phasianidae. Gene Ontology annotation, molecular function: protein binding. Gene Ontology annotation, biological process: regulation of G protein-coupled receptor signaling pathway; protein homooligomerization. The transcript has 2 exons. The coding region runs from base 964 to 2247 and encodes 427 amino acids. Gene Ontology annotation, cellular component: presynaptic membrane; postsynaptic membrane. The record is from RefSeq and is a predicted model, not a curated record.